AUGCUUUCAGUGUGGCUGCUCAUCUGUACAGUGCUACCUGUAGCACUUCAUGCUAUUCCAGUUUCAACUCGUAUUCAUGAGGUUGAAGAUGAUCCUGGUUUUAACCCAUUCAUCAAUCUUGGAGCAAAAACCAAGCUGAUUGAGGGGGACAUAGCCAUACCCUAUGGUCGAGUUGGUCUUUUAAACACAACAUACAGAUGGAAGUCCCCUAUUCCAUACAUUCUCUCUGACAGCCUAGACCUUAAUGCAAAAGGUGCGGUCUAUCAAGCAUUUGAAAUGUACCGCCUGAAGUCAUGUGUCGAUUUUAAACCCUAUGAGGGAGAGAAGACAUACAUCAAAUUUGAGAAAAGGGAUGGGUGCUGGUCAUAUGUUGGAGAUCUACAGAAUGGACAGGUGCUAUCUUUGGGACCAGGCUGUGAUCAUAAGGCUGUGAUUGAGCAUGAGCUCCUUCAUGCCCUGGGCUUUUAUCACAUGCAGUCUCGACAGGACCGAGAUGACUACGUGAAGAUCUGGCUGGAUCAGGUCAUUGAAGGCCUGGAGCAUAACUUCAACAAAUACGACGACAGUUUUGUCACGGAUCUGAACACGCCGUAUGAUUAUGAGUCUGUAAUGCAUUAUCGCCCAUUCGCUUUCAACAAAGACCCCAGUAUUCCUACUAUCACGACCAACAUCCCUGAGUUCCAGUACAUCAUAGGGCAAUACCUGGACUUUAGUGAGAUGGAUGUCGUUCGACUGAAUCGGAUGUACAACUGCUCCUCUAGUCUUACCCUGCUGGACCAGUGCACAUUUGAAAACAUAAACAUUUGUGGGAUGGUACAGAGUUUGACCGAUGAUGCUGACUGGGUGCAUCUUAAGAGCUCACCUGGUUCUGAGGAUCAUACUCUCAGUGGACAAUGCAGAGAUUUGGGUUACACCAUGCACUUUAACACUGCCACUGGAAACGCAAAGCAAUCUGCUCUCCUCGAGUCGCGCAUCCUCUAUCCGAAGAGGAAGGUGCAAUGUCUUCAGUUUUUCUAUAAAAUGACAGGUAGUACAAAUGACAGGCUGGUGAUUUGGGUCAAGAUGGACGAUGGAACAGGGACAGUGCGCAAGUUAAAGAGAGUGCAGACACUUUGGGCUGAUGAUGAUAAGACAUGGAAGAUUGCUCACGUGUCUAUGGAUGUCGGGGUUAAAUUCCGCUACGUCUUCCAGGCGGUGAGAGGAGACCCCUCCAACUCUACUGGAGGCAUAUACAUCGAUGACAUCAGCCUGACAGAAACUCGCUGCCCGGCUGCUGUCUGGCGCAUCCAGAACUUCACUCACAUUCUGCAAACAGCAGAUUAUGACACAGUCCUGAACAGCCCUCGUUUCUACAGCCCUGAGGGUUAUGGGUAUGGCAUUCAAGUUCGGCCUUUUUCCAGCUACUCUGAUUACGCAGGCAACUACACCGGUCUCUACUUCCAUCUGGCCAGCGGUGACAAUGACAUUGUCAUGCAGUGGCCUGCUGUAAACCGCCAGGCCACCGUAGUGGUGAUGGACCAGGAUCCAGACAUUAAACUGAGGAUGUCCUCCGCUCGUAGUCUCACCACUGAUCUGGCCAUAUCUGAAGGCAAACUUUUAUGGGACAAUCCAAGAAAAUUUGGGACCUAUGACAAUAACUGCAAAUGUUAUCGCGGGGAGUCAAAGGGGUGGCACAGUUUCAUCAAACACUACGACUUGCACAGACGGAAUUACCUGAAAAAUGACGACCUCAUCAUCUUUAUUGACUUUGAGGAUUUAACAAGCCUGAUAAAUACUGAAGUCCCGGUUGCACCAAAGGUUUGA
This is a messenger RNA of Triplophysa rosa, 1803 nucleotides long. It is a transcript of the gene mep1a.1, whose product is annotated as meprin A, alpha (PABA peptide hydrolase), tandem duplicate 1. Gene Ontology annotation, cellular component: membrane. Gene Ontology annotation, biological process: proteolysis. Bases 1 to 1803 code for a protein of 600 amino acids. Gene Ontology annotation, molecular function: zinc ion binding; protein binding; metalloendopeptidase activity. The transcript has 13 exons. Lineage: Eukaryota; Metazoa; Chordata; Actinopteri; Cypriniformes; Nemacheilidae. The record is from RefSeq and is a predicted model, not a curated record.